AGGAUCAUUCCCUGGCUUCUUGCGAAGUGGCUGAACAGAGGGUUGAUUUAUAAAAGUGGCCAUUUUGAAAAGUUUGCCGAACAAAAUUCGGAUUUUAUUUGUUUAUCUACUGGCAUUGACAUGGUGAACGGAUUGUUCAGUGGUCGCGGACGUUACAGUGCUGUGGGUCAGAGUGACCGGGUUUACGAGCCGACGACUGAGGCGAAUUCAGAGUCCCUCAGCCCGACCCAGGCCGUUUUUGAAAAAUAUCUGAAAGGAAGAUUUAGUCAAGAUAGAGCGAAAACGAAAUGGGUGUUUACAACAAUGGUCUGUGGAUUAUGUGCCAUAUCCCUGGGGUCUGUCUUAGUUGGAGUAGACCCUUAUGAUAUAAUUUUUAAAAUGAAAGUCACAUUUACUGAGGAUGGCGAAGGAUUUUUAAUGUGGAAAAAACCUGACAUCGAUUUAUAUUUAAAAGUAUAUUUGUUCAAUGUGACAAAUCCAGAUGGCUUUCUGCACCAUGGAGAAAAACUACGGGUGCAGGAAGUUGGACCUUAUGUUUAUAGGGAGCGGAUAUCCCAUGAGAACACCACAUUCAAUGAAAAUGGAACAAUAACUGCAACACCCAUGCACCCUUUAGAAUACGUUCCAGAAAUGAGCAACGGAACGGAGAGUGAUAUCUUGACAUUGCCCAAUAUUGCACUUCUGAGUUUUGCACAAGUCCAAUCGACAUCUAAUAUAUUUAAAAAAAUGGCUGUCAACCUCCUCAUCAAGCAAACCAACAGCCAGCCGCUAGUUGCGAUGACUGCAAAAGAAUUCAUGUUUGGAUACAAAACCACCAUCCUCACCCUAGGAAACAAAUUUAUGCCCACUUGGAUCAGUUUUGAUAAAUUAGGCUUAAUUGAUAGGAUGUAUGAUUUUGAUGGGGAUACGAGUACAACAUAUUCAGGCGUAAAUGACAUCAAAAAUUCUGGUCUCCUGGCAACUUACAAUCAAAAGGGGUAUCUGCCACAAUGGGAAGCCCCUUGCAAUAAUUUAACUGGAGCAAGUGAUGGGACUAAAUUCAAUUCACUUAUUAAAAAAGAUCAAGAUCUACUAUUUUUCAGAAAGUCUUUAUGCAGAUCCAUGUCACUUGUUCGCAUUGGAGAAGAAGUUAUCAAAGGAAUCCACGGAUACAGGUAUGCGUUUAAGAAUAAUAGCUUAGAUAAUGGAGCUGUACGACCAGAAAAUAAAUGUUUCUGCCAUAAAGGCCGUUGUCUUCCUGCUGGAAUUCUUGACGUACAAGAAUGCUACUAUGGAUUUCCAAUUGUUUUAUCCUACCCGCAUUUCUACCAAAGCGACAAGUCAGUUCAGGAUGCUGUUGAAGGAAUUCACCCAAAUAAAGAUCUGCAUUCGACAUAUUUUGUCAUAAAUGAGGAUUCAGGUCUUCCUUUAAGCUUAUCUGUAAAAAUGCAGAUUAAUAUGGCUUUUACUGAUUUGUCAUCAAUGUCACACGUAGAGCAGUUCAGUAAUUUGAUUUUACCCAUGCUUUGGACUGAUAUAACAAUGAAAGAACUGCCUACAGGCAUGGCUUUUAAAUUUUAUCUGUAUUUGACACUUGGGCCGAUACUUCAAGUUGUAACAACUUAUCUGCUACUGAUCGGAGGGGUUGCUUUUAUUCUCCUUUCCUUGGCGAGUGCAGUUUUGAUACCUAAGCUGAAUCUUACAUCAAGCAACAGGGCUCCGCACGCAGACGCUGAUUGGAGGAGUGAACUUCCACUGGCGAAAAAACGAUGCCCGGGCCCUUCAAGCCAGCCCAACAACAAAGAAAUGGAACUUUACUACUGUUCACUCCUUGCAGUCCAAAAUGAGGAAAUGUAACGUUAAUUGAAAUAAGCCACUAGGCAAAUUAUUUUCUGUGAUGAGGGUGUGUCAAACCUAGUAUUAGAUAAAGAAUAUGCUAGUACUAAUGCUCAAUUGUGUGAAAUCCAUUUCAACUUUUUUUCAAACUAGUGAAAAUUGUUGAAGAACUUUUCUUUCUAAAACAACUAAUACAGGCAUUGAACAAAAAUUACUCUAGCAAAGUGAUAGACAGUAAAAUAAAUUUUUACUCGAUCACUGAACUUCACACUGGAGCAGAAACAUUACUCACUAAUACUAGUUAUUUCUAAUGAAAUUCCUUCCUCCAUUUUAACUGUGAACUUAUAUAAAAGCCAUGGUUGGACUCAUAAGUAAAGAAGACUGUUGAGAAUAUUAAAUAAAAGAAUACAUUUAUUAUUCAAAAUGUUUAAAUAGCCUAAAUUAGUUAUUCUUUUACCAUUAGGGUGUUUAUAAUAGUUGGAAUUUAACAAUAAAUGUUAUUGGAAUGCAAGAGAAACCAUCUUGUAACUCUGGUUGGAGGAAAUCAAUAUAUUUUGUAUAAAAACAAUUAUUUUAUAUGUAAAAAACAAAUUUUAGAUCAAGUAGUUUUUUAAUACAUUUUAGAAGGGUAGAUUUUUUUUCUCUUUGUCGUGAUUUGAAAAAAAAACUUAUAUACUAAUAAGUAAACUACUCCUAUUUAGCAAUUUUUU
Cimex lectularius (bed bug) is the source of this 2525-nucleotide messenger RNA. RefSeq names its product scavenger receptor class B member 1-like. Gene Ontology annotation, molecular function: scavenger receptor activity. NCBI's taxonomy places the organism in Eukaryota, Metazoa, Arthropoda, Insecta, Hemiptera, Cimicidae. The transcript is spliced from 10 exons. Gene Ontology annotation, cellular component: cytoplasm; membrane. Bases 121 to 1836 code for a protein of 571 amino acids. The record is from RefSeq and is a predicted model, not a curated record.